AUGGACUACAAGUCGUGCCAGAUGCCGCUGAACCCGGUGCACAAGCCGCCCUUCACCAUCGAGGCGCCCGAUCACAAAAAGGUGCCCGGCGAGACUAUCCCCCGUCGCCAUCCCGCCGCCAAGGAUGGCCUCCUCACCACGCCCGCCGACGACGUCCACACCGUCUUCGACAUCGUCACCCGGAGCGCCCGCGUCUUCCCCAACCACGAGGCCGUCGGCUCCCGCAAGCUCGUCCAGGUCCACAAGGAGACCAAGAAGAUCAAGAAGAACGUCGGCGGCGAGGUCCAGGAGGUCGACAAGGAGUGGCAGUUCUUCGAGCUCACCCCCUACACCUUCAUAACCUACAAGGAGUACGAGAGCCUCGUCCUCCAGCUCGGCUCCGGCCUGCGCAAGCUCGGCCUCACCUCCGACGACAAGCUCCACAUCUUCGCCUCCACCAGCACCCAGUGGCUCUCCAUGUCCCACGGGUGCGCCUCCCAGUCCAUCUCCAUCGUCACCGCCUACGACACCCUCGGCGAGAGCGGCGUCGAGCACUCCCUCGUCCAGACCGGCGCGAGCGCCAUGUUCGUCGACCCCCACCUGCUCAAGACGGCCGCCGGCCCCGUCAAGAAGGCCGGCAUCAAGACCGUCAUCGUCAACGACGCCUGCAUGUUCGCCACCGGCGGCGAGAUCGAAAAGUUCAAGGAGGACCACCCCAACCUCAAGGUCGUCACCUUCGAGGAGCUGCGCAAGCUCGGUGAGGAGAACAUGGUCGACCCCUCGCCCGCGAAGCCAACCGACAUCUACUGCGUCAUGUACACCUCGGGCUCCACUGGCCUGCCCAAGGGCGCCUGCAUCACCCACGAAGCCCUCGUCGCCAGCUUGACGGGCAUCAAGGUCUGCAUCGACGAGUGCGUGAGCGACCGCGAGGUCGUCCUCGCCUACCUCCCCCUCGCCCACAUCUUCGAGAUGGUGCUGGAGAACCUUGUUCUCUUCCUCGGCGCCACCCUCGGCUACGGCAACCCGCGCACGCUGGCCGACUCGUCGGUCAAGAACUGCGCCGGCGAUAUGCGAGAGCUGCGGCCCACCGCCAUGGUCGGCGUCCCCCAGAUCUGGGAGACGGUCAAGAAGGGUGUCAUGGCCAAGCUGGCCACCUCGGGGCCCAUUGUCCGGUCCCUCUUCUGGGGUGCCUUCAGCUACAAGACCUUCAUGUCCAAGAACAAGCUGCCCAUGGCCAGCAUCUUCGACGGCAUCGUCUUCAGCAAGGUCCGCCAGCUGACCGGCGGCCGCCUCCGCUUCACCAUGAACGGCGCCAGCGGCAUUUCCGACGGCACAAAGCACUUCCUCUCCCUCGUCCUCGCCCCCAUGGUCGUCGGUUACGGCCUGACCGAGACGUGCGCCAGCGGUGCCCUGGGCUGCCCGCUCGAGUACUCGCCCACCGCCAUCGGCCCCAUCCCGGCCUCCAUCGACGUCAAGCUCGUCUCCAUCGACGAGCUCGGCUACUCGGCCGACGCUGAGGUGCCCCAGGGCGAGAUCUGGCUCCGGGGCAAGCCCAUCAUGAAGGAGUACUACGCCAACGCGGAGGAAACGGCCAAGGCGAUCACGCCCGACGGCUGGUUCCGCACCGGUGACAUCGGCGAGUUCACCGUCGACGGUCACCUGCGCGUCAUCGACCGCGUCAAGAACCUCGUCAAGAUGCAGGGCGGCGAGUACAUCGCCCUCGAGAAGCUCGAAUCCAUCUACCGCGGCGUCCAGGCCGUGGCCAACGUCAUGGUCCACGCCGAUGCCGAGCACUCCCGCCCCAUCGCCGUCAUCAUGGCCAACGAAAAGGUUCUUGGCGACUUGGCCAAGUCGCUCGGCGUUGACGAGCACAGCAUGCAUCAGGACCAGAAGGUCCGCGGCGCCGUCCUGAAGGAUCUGCAGGCUUCCGCCAAGCGCUCUGGUCUGUCGAGCAUGGAGACUGUCACCGGCGUCGUCAUCACCAACGAGGAGUGGACGCCUGACAACGGGCUCGUCACCGCCACCCAGAAGCUGAACCGCAGGGUCAUUCGCGACACGUUCAAGAAGGACAUCGAUGCCUGUCUCGAGAAUGCUUGA
Messenger RNA from Drechmeria coniospora, 2076 nucleotides. Its product is annotated as Long-chain acyl-CoA synthetase. Lineage: Eukaryota; Fungi; Ascomycota; Sordariomycetes; Hypocreales; Ophiocordycipitaceae. Gene Ontology annotation, molecular function: long-chain fatty acid-CoA ligase activity. The transcript has 4 exons. Bases 1 to 2076 code for a protein of 691 amino acids. The record is from RefSeq and is a predicted model, not a curated record. Gene Ontology annotation, biological process: long-chain fatty-acyl-CoA metabolic process; long-chain fatty acid metabolic process. Gene Ontology annotation, cellular component: endoplasmic reticulum; lipid droplet; plasma membrane.